Tribolium madens (black flour beetle) is the source of this 3765-nucleotide messenger RNA. RefSeq names its product cyclic nucleotide-gated cation channel alpha-3. Gene Ontology annotation, molecular function: intracellularly cGMP-activated cation channel activity; cGMP binding; protein-containing complex binding. Gene Ontology annotation, biological process: monoatomic cation transmembrane transport; potassium ion transport. The record is from RefSeq and is a predicted model, not a curated record. The transcript has 11 exons. Gene Ontology annotation, cellular component: plasma membrane; intracellular cyclic nucleotide activated cation channel complex. NCBI's taxonomy places the organism in Eukaryota, Metazoa, Arthropoda, Insecta, Coleoptera, Tenebrionidae. The coding region runs from base 51 to 2729 and encodes 892 amino acids.
UCCUCCACGUGGCGGGCAACAUACCCUGGGGCACGCUAGAACAUGGCGUGAUGUCCACUGCCAAACGACUGGUGCUGAGUUGGCGGGGCCGAAAGCAGUCACAUGAUAGUUCGGUCGGGCGGCUAGUGGGACAUGGCGGAGGCAGCGCCCUGGGCCCCGGGGACAACCACGAGCUUGAUGAGAUCGCUGUCGUAUCCAGUAAUGCCGAUCCUUGUCACGUCAAGUAUGGCAGUGGAACUACACUAUCCACCAUCAAUGGGCCCAGACUCGUUCCGGGAAUAAUCACAAGUGGAGGAGGAUGCAUGGUAGGGGAACGUUUAAGCAGCAGUGGAACGUGUUUGAAUGUCAGCCCGCCUAUGCAAGGGGGGGCGCCCACCACCGCCCCCCACAAAGCCAGCACGGAGAGCGUCCAUCGGGUUCUUAAAUCUGUCUCUAGGCAGAGCCUGCUAGACUUGGUCGGUUGUAAACUAGGAAUGUCAAAGAGCCGUCAACCUCAAAGCUACCAUCAACAACGUUACUUUUCAUCGUCUCACGAUAGCAUCUCAACGUCGUACAUCAAUAGAGCAGCGAAUGUUAGUUCGGCGGCGAGUGAAUUGGAUCUGUCAAGAAAAGCUCGAAGAAAAGACUUGAGAGGUCGAUUGAAAUUGCCUACGAGUGUAACUCUAGCCAGUUCCGGAGAAGCGCCGCUUCUUGGUGCUUGGAGGACGGCUCCGGGUUCCACCGCUGGAACCAAUCCUCCCUCCACCAAUCAUCUCAAUUCAACAAGCAGUUGUAACGGAACAGAAAGCCGGUACGGAUUUAGGAGAGGUGAAUCGUACAGUUCAAGGCUACGAACAGGGUCGGCAAAUUGGUCGUUCGUUUUUGAUCCUGCGGGAAGACUGUGCUAUUACUGGUCCAUGGUCGUCUCCUUAGCCUUUCUUUAUAAUUUUUGGGUCAUUAUUUACCGCUUUGCCUUUCGAGAAAUUGAUGCGAACACUAUCCUCGUGUGGUUCUGCUUGGACUACUUCGCAGACUUCCUCUACUUGGUGGACAUCAUGUUCCAUUUCCGGACCGGCUACCUGGAGGACGGCGUGUUGCAAACCGAUUCGACGAAACUGCGACACCACUACAUGAAUUCCACCACGUUCUACAUAGACUGUUUGUGCCUGUUGCCUCUCGACUUCCUGUACUUAUCCGUGGGUUUCAACUCGAUUUUGCGUUCGUUCCGUUUAGUGAAAAUCUACCGAUUUUGGGCGUUCAUGGAUCGCACCGAACGCCACACGAACUACCCGAACUUGUUCAGAUCCACCAGCCUCAUCCACUACCUCCUAGUUAUAUUCCAUUGGAACGGCUGUUUGUUCCAUAUCAUUUUAAAAAACGACGGCUUCGGCUCUAAAAACUGGGUGUACAGUGACUCGGAUAGUACGGAUUACGUGAAAGCGUAUUUGCAGAGUUAUUACUGGUGCACGCUAGCGUUGACGACCAUUGGGGACUUGCCCAGGCCUAGGAACAAGGGGGAGUAUCUUUUCGUCAUCUUCCAGCUGUUGUUCGGGCUUCUACUCUUCGCCACAGUAUUGGGUCACGUCGCUAACAUCGUAACCUCAGUUUCCGCCGCUCGCAAGGAGUUUCAGGAUAACUCGGCAAUAUCGAAACUCGACGGAGUCAAAACGUAUAUGAGAAUGCGCAGGGUACCAAACCAUUUGCAGGUGAAAGUGAUCAAAUGGUUUGAUUAUCUAUGGCUCACCCAAAAGUGUUCAGAUGAAGAAAGAGCCGUAUCGUGUCUUCCAGAUAAGCUAAAGGCUGAAAUAGCAAUCAAUGUUCAUCUAGAUACUCUGAAAAGGGUGGAGAUUUUUCAGAACACCGAAGCUGGAUUCCUGUGCGAAUUGGUGCUGCGGCUGAGGCCGGUCCUGUUCUCUCCCGGAGAUUAUAUUUGUAGAAAAGGCGAGGUCGGCAAAGAAAUGUAUAUAGUAAACCGAGGUCGCCUUCAAGUGGUCGCCGACAACGGGAGGACAGUCUUGGCCACUCUGAAAGCAGGGAGUUAUUUUGGGGAGAUUUCCAUCCUCAAUAUGGGCACGGCAGGUAAACACCUUGGAAACAGGAGAACGGCGAGUGUAAGAUCAGUGGGUUACAGCGAUUUAUUUGUAUUGAGUAAAAAGGACAUGUGGGACGUUUUAAAAGAAUAUCCUGCUGCUAGAGUUCGUUUGGAAGCUAUAGCCGUCAAGAGACUCGAGAAAUAUAAGAGGGCGCCUCUGGAGAAAGCUGCCAUGGGUCGCAGCCAGUCUACACCAGGUCUUGUUGAAUCACGCGGUAAAGUUCCUUUAGAAGAUAUGUGGGUACCUCCAGCUCUGGUAGGAUUUACUCCAGCCUAUCCUAGAUCGUUAAUGGGAUCUCCGCCCAGACCUGUACCAGAUAGUCCAUUAGGAUCAACAAGCAGCGGGAGAAGCCAUCACCACACUCCUGCUUCGCAUGCCAGAUCAGGCACAACAUUGCACUGCGACAGCAUGACGCAGCUGGUGUCGGGAACGGCGUCUCCGCUGUUGGGUUCUCACGAGGCGCUCGAGUCGGAAAUCAAGAGACUGCGUGAGAGACUCCACACUGUAGAGACCGAGAAUGCGGCAAUGAGCGAAAAACUCAACCAGCAGCAAUGGGAGUUGGAGAACCGACUCGCCGAAAUCGAGAUGCAGAUAUGCGGCUCGAGAUCGACCAGCAGUCUGGAGGACAACGAAAGAAACAGGGAGAGCAUCAUUUAACAACAAAAUGCGCUGCCUUACCACAUACUGCGAACGGCGACGUACGCGUUCGUUCAAUAUAUUGUGUAACGGCGGCAUCUAAUUGACUAUUAAAAACGAUUUUUAGUGAAAUUUUUACUGUUGCCAAAUUGUCUGGUGGACCGUUCACGAAAUAACUGCCAAAUUUAUGUAAAUUUUCCCUAAGUUAGUGUACACACCACCCUGUGAGUGAAACAUAUGUGUUAUAUUUGUCAUGGUGCUUCGAUCGAUAUUCGAUAAAUGCGUCAGUACGACGGUGCGUUUCUAUACAUAAUUAAUGGUGUCAAAGUUUGCAGAGGACCACGAUAUUACUUCAAGUCGCAUCACCUAAAAAAUACACACGAAAAACCCAAGGAAUUAUUCAACAGUGACGUAAAAAAGUUGACGGGAGAUUUAUGGGCUGGAUGACCCAUCAUUUAUUGCCAACGCAAAAAUGGCCUCUCGUCUUACAUCCACGCCAAAUUGCUACACUUUUUUCUCCUUCUCUCAAUAAAUUUUCAAAAUGCAUAUUUCUACAAUAAUUUGUUGGUCGAAUAUUAAAAACAGUAAAAUAUAAAUCCUCCAUUUGAUUAAAACUUACUUGAUGACGCAACUGUUAUAAGCUAAUUACUACAAAAUUUAAUUGUAACGUUACAAGAGAUUAAUUUCGUCAUCAUGUCCGUGUUGUUCCUAUUAUGGACUAUAAUAAUAACUUUCGUCUUAACUUUAUAAUGCUGAUUAACUCAAUGAAACUCAAAUUAAUCAUUUUGCUCACAAGACCUGACUUAAAAAAAAAUUAUUUCUUAUUUUAUUUGCUCAAAUUUAAUUUGGGCCCCAAAAUUUACGACUUUGUAAGGAUGAUUGGAAAUUCCGUUUUUAAAUUACCGCCAACACAGUAUUAUGCAUUGGAAAUACAAGAACGAGUGUUUGAUAAAAUAUUUAAUUUUGAUUCAAUUUUUAUUUCUUUUGCAACAAAUAAACAAAUAGUUACAAUUAUUAUUAGUUUUUGCCAAAUCAUAACAACACUUAAAAAACACUU